AUGUUUAAUAUAUAUUUGAUUUUGUACAUACUCCUUCAUUUAGGGUAUUCUGGUACUAUCAAAGCUAAUACUUUUUUUAAGGCAUUCCAAAUAAACAGCGUAAUUGAAGUAACAACUCUUAAAUUGAACACAGAAUAUUAAAUCAAAUUUGAUUUUGAUUUUGCAUCUAGUCAUGAUCCAAGCACUGAUUAUUUUAAAAUAGAAGUAUAGGGAUUUAAAUCAAUGAAAUAUGGAUCUUCUUCAGAAUAAUUUACAAAUCCUUCUGCAAAUGGAUUGUAGUACCUUCAAUUUAAUGUCGAUACAAAUUAUUUAGUUACCCCAUUUAUAAUAUUUUAAGCUACUACUGGUGCAUCAAUUGUGGAACAUACUUGUAAAGCAUACAGUUUUGUAGGCUCUACAGAUGACAUAAUUGACUUGAGUGAUAUAAAAACCUUUACAAUAAUAGGUGGAAAAAUAACGAUUGAUUCAAUUAGUCUAUCAAAUAGGAUUUUCAAUUAGAAAUAGUUUUAUAUCUUCAAACUUAUUUUUGAAAAUUCAUUAUCAGAAGGUAAAACCUAAUCCUUAACUUUUACAAAACCUUCAAGUUUAAAAGCUGACCCUAUUAUUGAAUGUUCAGGAAAUCCAUCAAUUAGUAUUAAAUGUUCUUAUGAUGAAUCAAAAGAAUUAAUAACAAUAAUUAAAUUAGAUACGACAAAAAUAUAAACAAUAUCUCUAAAAUUAACAAACCCUUUGGAUCCAAUUAAAAGUGUUGUUUUCGAUAAUUUUAAAACAUAAAUUGAUAAUGUUUAAGUUGACUCAAAUGUUAAUUCCUUAACAGUAACUGGGUUCAAUGAUGGAAUACUUACAGAUUUAAUAGUUGAUAGUGGAUCUUAUAAGGUUGGUUAAAGUGGUGUAUUUAUAAAAUAUACAUUUACUAAUUUAAAUGAGAUAUUCACUGAUUCUAAUAUUGAAUUAACAUUACCUAAUGAUAUUGAAUGGGAUACAUCAUCUAAAUCUUGUUCUUUAAAUUUUGCAAGUGUAACAGAAUGUAAAUAUGAAUAAAGUAUAAUUUCUAAUAAAAUAAUUACAGUAACUAUAACUACAUCUACAUCAAUACCUAGUGGAACAUCAUUAAUUUUAAUAAUUAACUCAAUAAAAACUCCAUAUACAUUCAAACCUGUAACUGGAUUCUCAUUUAAAAUAAUUAAAGAUUCUAUAGAAUAUGAUAAGAUGAUAGAUUUUGGAAGUUUAACAAUGACACAAUAAAGUGGAAUUACUUUAACAACUUUUAGUAGAUCAGUAGAUGAGAAUGGUGCUCAAUCAACAUAUACUUUUGAAACAAAAUUUGAUACUUUUUAGCCUAAAGGGACUAGAAUAACUUUUACUCUAUUAGGAUAUUUAUUAAAUAAGGUGGAUAAAGUUGAAUUUUCUAAUUUAAUUCCUUAUACUUCUACAAAUUUAUAAGUUAUUUAAUCAGCAUAUACGAUAACAAUAGAAUUUACAGAAGAUAUAAAUAGUAAUUAAAAUUAUGUUACAAAAAUAUUUAAUAUAGUAAAUUCAGAUAUUAUAGGUACAAUUACAGCAGAAACUAUUAAAGACAUUUUUAAGAUUUCAAAUACAAAUUAAGGCAGUAGUGUUACAAUUCCAAGUGCUAUUCCAAAUGAGAUUACUAUUUCAUCUAUGGAUUAUGAGAAAAAAUAAUUAGGAGUUGUAGAUACAUAUAAAUUUAGCAUUAUAUUAUUUAAUUAACCACCUGCUGGAUCUACAAUUGUUGUAACUAUGCCAGAAAAAUUCUCUGCUGAAAAAACAGAUUGUUUAACAGCAGUUGAUAAUGUUUCAGGAUUUUCAGUUGAUUCAUGUUUAGUUAAUAAUUAGGAAAUUAAAAUAAAAGUAAAAAAUGAUGUUUCUUAAAAAAAUAUAUAAUUUAGAUUAAAUAGUUUAAUUAGGAAUCCAAAAAGUGAUUCUACUAAUUAUUAUUUUAAAAUAAGAACACAAAGAGAUACAAGUAUAAUAGAUUAAUCAAAAAUUUCAGAUUCAUUAUUAUAAUUUAAAUUAAAUUGUAUUCCUACUCCUUCAUUAUUUUGUAAAGAAUGUGAUAAUUUAAGUAAUUGUUUAUCUUGUUAUACUGAUAUAUCAAUAACAACUAAUAUUUAUUUAUUAAAUAGUAAAUGUAUAAGUGCUUGUGGAUAAAAGUAUUAUAGUGAUUCUACUAAUAAUUGUAAAAGUUGUCCAGAUACUUGUUUAGAAUGUACUAGUAAUAUAUUAUGUCAAAGUUGUAUUGAUGAUACAAUUUAUGAAAUUAAGAAUGGAAAAUGUGUUAAGAAAUGUACUGAGAAAUAAUUUGAUUUCAAUGGUAUAUGUACAAAUUGUAAUGAGAAUUGCAAUACUUGUAUUGAUUAAAGUACUAAAUGUACAUCAUGUGGAGUUACCAAUAAUUUACUUUAUUAAAAUAAAUGUGUUUCUUAAUGUCCAACAGGAAUAUUUUAAAUUGGAUUUUCUUGUAUUGCAUGUACAUCACCUUGUAAAACAUGUGAUACUGGUCCAAAUGUAUGCCUUACUUGUGUUACUAAUUAUUAUUAUAAAAAGACAUCAUUAAGUUGUGUAAGUGAUUGUGGUAAUAGAUAUUACAAAGAUGGAAUUGAAUGUACUUAAUGUUCUGAUCCAUGCAAUAAUUGUUCUAGUAGUACUAUCUGUAUUGAUUGUUUGACAGGAUAUUACUUUUUCAAUAAUAGUUGUAUUUCAUCAAUACCAAAUGGUUAUUAUUUAUCAGGCACUUUUUUAAGUAAAUGUUCAGAUAUAUGUGGAAAUUGCAUUUCAGAAACUGAAUGUACUUCAUGUCCAACAAAUAAAUAUUUGUUAUCAAAAUAAUGUAUAGAUAAAUGUCCUGAUAAAUAUUAUUCAUAAAAUUUUGUAUGUUAUCCUUGUGACACAACUUGUUUAUAAUGUUCAUCAAAUAUAGUAUGUACUUAAUGUCCAGAUAAUUAAUAACAUUUAACAGGUAAAUGUUAUUAAAAUUGUCCUAAUAAAUAUUACUCUUAAGAUUAAUAGUGUUUAUAAUGUUAAUCAUCUUGUGCUACUUGUAUUGAUGGUCUAGAAUGUAAAACAUGUCCAAUUAGUUCACCAUAUAUGUCUAAUAACUUAUGUGUUUCAACUUGCUUAAUUAAUUAUUAUAUAAAAGAAUUUGUAUGUAUCAAAUGUAAAAAUGAAUGUACUACUUGUGAUGAAAAAGGAUGUCUAACUUGCAUUGAGAAUUACAAAUAUCUAGAUUAGACUUGUGUAACUUCAUGUCCUAGUGGAUAUUAAGAUGUAAAUUAUAAUAUUUAUUAUAAAUCAGUUGAAUAAUAUAGGAAAAUGUGAAAAAGUGACUGUUUCAGAAGAACAAUUAAUAUCUAAUUUGUAAGAGAAUAAAUAUAUACCUGUACCAUUUACAAUAGUCUCUUUAAUUAUGAUCUUGAGUGUUGUAGUUGCUAAGAUGUAAAAAUCUGAGGUAAAAUAUUAUAAAAUAUAUAGACAUUUAUUCCAGGAUCAGCAGUUGGUUUAUUGGGUUUAAUAAUUAUUGGAUCAUGGGCAGUAUUAAUUAUUUUAUAAUUGGAUUACAUUUUUGAAAAAAUAGAAGUAUAUCUAUUAUUGAGUGCAAUUGGAGUUCAUAUCAUAUUGAAUCUAAUUAAUCUAUGUAUUAUUAAACAUAGUACUAAAGGUGAUAUUGCUUUUAAUUAAUGGUAUACAGCAAGGAAAUCUAAUUCAUGUGCUUAUAUCUUUUUAAAUGUAUUGUCAAUUCUGAGUUUCUCUAUGACAAGAUUUUAUUUUUCUAGAUAUUUUGGAUUUAGAUUCUUAAAAUGCAAAUUAUCAGAUGUUGAAAAUAUGGUUGGUAUGAAUAUUAUUAAUGGACUUUGUGCAUUUGUAACAUUAUUAUAUAUAUUCAUUUUAGUUUUGUUGUAUUCCAGCUUUAGUAGCUAGUGUACUUCUUGCUUAUAGAGAUUAAAUAAGAGAGUAAUUAUUUAUUAGUAGUAUUGAUUCUUUUAUUGUAACUAUUAUUUUUGCUAUUUGUUUGAUAUGUGAAACUCAAAAAGAAGAAGACUUUUUUGAAGAAAAAAAUUAUGCAUCUGCAACACAUUCACUUUAAGUAAUUCCUGAUUUUUUUUAAAGUCAAAGAUCAAAGAAAAGAUUCUCUUUUGAAGAUUCAAUAAAUGAUUAAAAGCUUAAUCAAAAAAAUGAAUAAUAUUAGGAACCAUCUAUCCCUAAAAUUGACGAAUCUAUUGAAUAUAAGGAUUCUAGUUCUUAUAAAUAGCCUUAUCAAUAAAUAGUACAAAAGAAUUCAAAAAUGAUAUUUAAAUAAGAAAUUUAGAAUCCAAAAAAAGAAAUUUUUAAUAGAUCUCAAGAAGAGAUGAUUAUAUAAAUACAUAGUAAUGAUGUUUCUGAACCUUUAUCAAUAGGAGAAUCAUAAAGAGAAAUUUAAGAUAUGAAAUAGAAAUAAAUAUAUGAAUAAUAAUAAUAAUAAUAAUAAUAAUAAUAAUUAUAAUAAUAGAAAAUAUUAGAAGAAUAAUUAAAAAUAGAACUUGAAAAAGCAUAAUAAUUAUAAAGAUAAUUAGAAGAAUAGAAUUAAAUUUAGGAAUAAAAGAGAAUUGAAGAAUAAUUAAGAUAAGAAGAAUUAAAGAAAUUAGAAUUAGAAAAAUUGGAAGAACUUAAAAAAAUAGAAGAAGAAAUCAAAUAAUAAGAAUUAGAAAGAAUUAGAAGAGAAAAAUAAUUAGAAGAAUAAUAAAAAUAAUAUGAAUUAUUAAUUUUGAAAUAGUAAGAAGCUUAAAGAUUAGAAAAAUUAAAAGAAGAAGAAAGGAGAAUAGCUGAUUUAAAGAAAAUUGAAGAAUAAUAAUAGGAUGAGUAACUGAGAUAAGAAGAAGAAAAUAGAAGAAUUUAAGAAGAAUAGAAAAAAAUAUAAGAUGAAUUAGAAUUAAAAAAAAAAGAAGAUGAAAUUAAAUAAUUAUUAGAAGAAUAAAGAUUAUAAGAACUUAAAGAAUAGGAAAUACUUUAAUCUAAAUUAAAUAAUGUAAUUUUAGUAGAUUAAGAUGAUGAUGAUGUUGGAUGGAAUAUAGAAGAUGAAGAAAAUCAUGAAUAUGGUAAUGAUUAAAAAUAUUAAAAAUAAUUACAAAAAGAAAUUAUUUAAGAUGAAAACAAUGAUGUUGAAGAUGAUUGGGAUGUUCCAACUUCUGGAUUUGUAAGUAUACAACCAAUAUCUUAAUUAAAAAAAGAAAAAUAAAUUGAAGAACCUUAAAACCCUUUUAAAGGGGAUAUUUAAAAAAAUCCAGCUUAAUCAGAUUCAUUUAAAUAAUCAAGAGAUGAUUUAGAUGAUGAUGAAGAUUGGGCUCUUAAUUAAUUAUCUCCAUCUGAAUUCAAUAAUCUUAAUUAAAGAUACAAUAAUGAAGAUAAUCAACAUUCAGUCACUUAAGUUGAAAGAUCUUAAAUGUUCUCAACAACUGAUAAAAAUUUUACAUCUCUUGCCAAAAGACCAACAUAACCUGAACCUUAUACAAUUAGUGAUAAUGAAUCAAUCAAUUAAUAUGAAUAGUUUUCAAUAAAUAAAUAUAAUCAAGUACCUAAAACAUAAAAUUAGAAAUUAAAUAAAAGGAUGUAGUUAUAAAGAUAAAAGAUUAAAAAAAGAGGUAAAAAUAAUAUUUCAAUUAAUGACAUUCAAUUUUGA
Molecule: messenger RNA, 5671 nt
Organism: Paramecium pentaurelia
Lineage: Eukaryota; Ciliophora; Oligohymenophorea; Peniculida; Parameciidae
Source: the annotation of a GenBank genome assembly